AUGUCCAUAACGACGACAGCCACUGCACCUUCCUUGCCCCAUGCCCAGCGCCAGCGCCUGAUGCGCUCGAUGCACAAGCUUGAGGCGGUCCUUGGCGAGACGCCCUACGUUGUGCUUGAAUCAACUUCUCCUGGCCACCACUCGCGCUCCUUUUCCGCUGCCCCGCUGCCCAAGAUGUACACGCCCAAUGAGCGGACAUCCUCGCUCCGGCGAGUCCACUCUUCCAGACGUGCCCAGCAAGAGUCUGUCGCUGUCGCUGGCCGGCCUAUGCUCGUGAUCGAUGUCCCCUCGGCAACGCUAAUGUCGCCGACCUCACUCGCGAUGCUGAACCCCGACUUGGCCCCCGCCUCGCCGCUCACCCCGCCCGCCGACGAUGUCUCCCCCACCAGCGAUGCCGCCCGCCGACGCAAGCUCGCCAAGGUCAUGCGGACACUGGGCGAGAACGUCCCGCCCGCACUCGUGUUCCCCGAAUCCAGUCCAACUCCUCAGACAGUGAAGUCCCGCCGGCGGGCAAGCACAUUGACGAGUCAGGUGCCCGACGUCGUCAUGCCCUCUCCGAGGCACAACACCACCACCAUGCUCCGCCCGCCGUCACCCACUCCAACUGCGCCGCGUCUGUCAAACGACUCGCAGCGCUCAUACACUUCCAUGUCGAGUCACAGCCACAGCAACGCUUCGUCGGGGUCCCAGCACUCGCGCGAGUACCUUGUGCCCACGCACCGCAGCGAGAAGGGCUGGAGCGGCGAGUGGGCGGGGAACAUGAGCAUGGACGACGUUGUCAAGGGGCUGCGUGGCCUCAAGAUGAAAUAA
This is a messenger RNA of Mycena indigotica, 810 nucleotides long. RefSeq lists its product as uncharacterized. NCBI's taxonomy places the organism in Eukaryota, Fungi, Basidiomycota, Agaricomycetes, Agaricales, Mycenaceae. The transcript has a single exon. The record is from RefSeq and is a predicted model, not a curated record. Bases 1 to 810 code for a protein of 269 amino acids.